This is a messenger RNA of Penicillium longicatenatum, 957 nucleotides long. RefSeq names its product SSH4 family protein. The record is from RefSeq and is a predicted model, not a curated record. Lineage: Eukaryota; Fungi; Ascomycota; Eurotiomycetes; Eurotiales; Aspergillaceae. The coding region runs from base 1 to 957 and encodes 318 amino acids. The transcript has a single exon.
AUGAAUAAAGCUAUGGAGAAAAUGAAAUCCCACUUCUCUGCUGAGUCGGGCCCCCCACCCAGCUACGAGGAGACAACAAACGAGGGAGGUAUUCGAGGUGACCCACCACCAUACCACAACUGGCAAGAAGCCGUCCCGGACACCUCCAUCUUCCCACCACCGCCAGUAUCAGGAUACUACAGCUCGGGCACAGGGAACGCAUCCAGUGACGACGCAGAAAGAGCCCAUGCGUUCUGCAAUAAUACUCCACUCUAUAUUCCGGCCCAACCCUCAGAAGCCGUCUACAGCGCAGUCCAACAUCACGACAUACGACCCGUAAAGGCAAAUGAGUACAAUGGCAUUCUACAAUCAACGGGCCAAGGUAAAUGGCACGGCCGCACAGUAGACCGAAACGGAGACUGCCUAGUCUUAACGCAUCUACCACUCUACUUUGCCGCCGCAGACUCACCCUUUAUCCGCGAGACGCGCAAGACGAUCUAUUUCGAGGUGAAACUGCUAGCUCGCCGGGCUGGACCGGGCGGAAACACUGACGAAAGUGGCUUCUCCAUCGGAUUCGUGGCUCAGCCCUAUCCCUCCUGGCGAUCACCCGGCUGGGAGCGGGGAAGCCUGGGGAUCUUUUCCGAUGAUGGGUGUCGAUUUGUGAACGAUUCGUGGGGCGGCCGGGACUUUACUUCCCCUGUUAAUGUAGGUGAGACCGUUGGGGUUGGCAUGGUGUUUUCCCUUCCUGAGUUUAGCGGCAAUGCGAAACAAGGGAUCAAGGCGAGGGUGGAGGUGUUUUUCACCCGGAAUGGUCAUCGGGCCGGGGGGUGGGACUUGCACGAGGAGGUGGAUGAAGAAUCCGGGGGAAUCGGUGGGCUGGAAGGCGAUUUUGAUCUUUAUGGGGCCAUCGGGCUGUUUGGUGGCGUCGACUUUGAAUCUUGCUUUGACCCUGCAGGUUGGCUUUGGCAGCCUGCGUAG